Emys orbicularis (European pond turtle) is the source of this 1635-nucleotide messenger RNA. RefSeq names its product coiled-coil domain containing 125 (gene CCDC125). The transcript has 11 exons. Gene Ontology annotation, cellular component: cytoplasm. NCBI's taxonomy places the organism in Eukaryota, Metazoa, Chordata, Testudines, Emydidae. The coding region runs from base 1 to 1635 and encodes 544 amino acids. Gene Ontology annotation, biological process: negative regulation of cell motility; negative regulation of Rho protein signal transduction. The record is from RefSeq and is a predicted model, not a curated record.
AUGAGUGAGGUGUUCACAUUACAAAGCAAACAGGAGGAGAGAGACUCGGAAGGUGAAGAGGAUGACAUGACAUGUGGAGACUUGGGAAAUGGACUUGGUAGAAGACCUGGUGGUGUCUAUGAAAUGGAAGGUUUAAAUGUGCACACAUUUAGAUCUAGGAAAGGGUCUGAUAAGAUCUUCAACCCGCUUCUGCUAAAGAAAGGGGAAGAAAGUGAUGCUGCAAUUUUUCACUAUUCAAAAUGCAAUGGUUUGUAUGAUGUGUCAUCCAAAAAGCUUGGAAUAAGUGGCAUUACUAGAUGCAGCCGACAAAAUAGUUCUGAGUCUAAUUCUGACGUGUCAAAUGAAGAAUUAAGGCAACAACUUCGGGAGGCUAUAGAGGAGGUAGAGAUUUUAAAAGUAGAGCUUGAAGCAUCGCAGAGACAACUUGAAGGAAAAGAAGAAGCACUUAAAAUUCUGCAAAAUAUGACAGUGUUUAAUAAAGCCACUAGUCAUACAAAAGCAAUGCUUCAAAAAACUGAGGAACAAAAGAGAGCUUUAGAAAAGGAAAUAAAUGCUUUGCAAUGGGAAAUUGAAUUUGAUCAAGAAAGAUUUAAAAACAUAGAAGAGACAUGGACAGAAAAAUGUGACAGGAUAUAUUGUGAAAAUGCAGCCCUUAAGGAAACAUUGAAACUCAGAACAGAUGAAGUUAGAACUCUUAAAUCUGAAAAUGCAAUUUUGAAUCAACAGCGCUUGGAGUUUCUUGCAAUGCUUGAUGUAAAACAACAGAAGAUUAUUCAGGAAAAUAUGUCCAUUAAUAAAAGUGGCUUUACAGAAAUUACAGGUCUUGAACUGGCGGUUCUUGGAGCCUGCACCUGUAAUGCUUCUGGAGGAGAGCCCUGUUCCUGUGCCAAAAUGUCAGCUGCAACUCGAAAGCAGCUCCUUCAACUCAGACAAGAGUGUGAAGCUCUGAAGAAGAGUAAAGAAGAAGCGUAUAUAAUGGCAGAUGCCUUCAGAAUUGCGUUUGAGCAGCAGUUAAUGCAGAGGAAAGACCAGGCUUUGAGGCUCACACAAGUGAAUAAGAUCUGUAAAAAAGAAACAAAACUUAUAAACUGGAAACGCCUGAAAGAGGAUGGACUUGUGAUGUUGCAAGGGAACAAGAAAAAUCUGGGACAAAAGUUGACGGGCAUGCUUAUUUCUGAUGCUGACUGCAGGAAAAUGGAAGAAUUGGAUAAUCCUCAUGAAAUCCUUAGGAUGCUAAUAGAUUUGCUGAAUGAUAAAGAAGAGGCUUUGGCUCAUCAAAGAAAGGUUAGUUAUAUGCUGGCUCGUGCAAUGGAGGAAAAAGAAGAUGCAUCAAAGCAGAGUAACGAAAACAAUCUUUCAGGAGAAAACAUUACUCUGAAGAACCAUCAGGAUACAGCUUCAGAAUCUCAAGAGUCAACUGAGCUUGAAUAUUCAUGUUGCCAAAAUCUUGGCUCUCAGGACAACACUUUCUCAAUUCUCAACACAAAAAUAUAUCAAAAAUCAGCAAGACCACUUAAAAAAUCACAUUCCUGGCCAUCCAGGAAUUUAAAAGAAAAUUAUGUGCAAGGGAUAGAUGAAACUACAGAUAUGAAUUGUACAUAUCAAGAGCACUCAGAAUUAAAAAAUAACUUGUGA